Molecule: messenger RNA, 938 nt
Organism: Rana temporaria (common frog)
Lineage: Eukaryota; Metazoa; Chordata; Amphibia; Anura; Ranidae
Product: gastrula zinc finger protein XlCGF17.1-like
Exons: 2
Coding region: 1-918 (305 amino acids)
Biological process (GO): regulation of transcription by RNA polymerase II
Molecular function (GO): RNA polymerase II cis-regulatory region sequence-specific DNA binding; DNA-binding transcription factor activity
Source: RefSeq, a predicted model, not a curated record
AUGGACCAAGACCAAAGCCAAACUGUGAGAGACGGUGCCGUCCUUCCAACUGAUAAGAGGUUUUCCUGUACUGAGUGCGGGAAGUGUUUCUAUUAUAAAUCUCACCUUGAUAUACAUAAAAGAUCUCACACAGGUGAGAAGCCCUAUUCCUGCCCUGAGUGCGGGAAAUGUUUUUCAGUCAAGUGCAGUCUUGACAGACAUCAGAAAUUUCACAUGGGGAAGAAGCCGUUUUCCUGCCCUGAGUGCGGGAAAUGCUUUGGACAAAAAUCAACUCUUGUCCAACAUCAAAGCACUCACAUGGUAGAAAAACCAUAUUCCUGUCCUGAGUGCGGGAAGUGUUUUACAAAUAAAUCAGCUCUUGUCGCUCAUCGAAAGUCUCACACAGGGGAAGAGCCGUAUUCCUGCCCUGAGUGCGGGAAAUGUUUUUUAUAUAAAUCACGUCUUGUCACACAUCACAGGUCUCACACAGGGGAGAAGCCUUUUUGCUGUUCAGAGUGCGGGAAAUGUUUUGUAGAGAAGUCUGCUCUCAGUUAUCAUCAGAGAUUGCACACCGGUGAGAAGCCGUAUUCCUGUCCUGAGUGUGGGAAAUGUUUUAUAAAAAAAUCUGAAAUCGUCGCACAUCAGAGAAAACACACGGGGGAGAAGCCAUAUUCCUGUCCUGAGUGUGGGAAAUGUUUUUCAGACAAAUCCUCACUUUGCAGACACCAGAGAUGGCACACAGGAGAGAAGCCGUAUUCCUGUUCUGAGUGUGGGAAAUGUUUUGUUGUAAAAUCCCAUCUUGUCACACAUCAAAGGUUUCAUACGGGGGAGAAGCCGUAUUCCUGCCCUGAGUGCAGCAAAGGUUUUUCAGACAUAUCCUCUUUUCGCAGACAUCAGAGAUCUCACACGGGAGAGAAGCCACUUUCCUGUCCUGAGUGAGGAAAUUUUUCCUCACUGAA